This is a messenger RNA of Impatiens glandulifera, 387 nucleotides long. RefSeq names its product secreted RxLR effector protein 161-like. The record is from RefSeq and is a predicted model, not a curated record. Bases 1 to 387 code for a protein of 128 amino acids. Lineage: Eukaryota; Viridiplantae; Streptophyta; Magnoliopsida; Ericales; Balsaminaceae. The transcript has a single exon.
AUGCAAAAGAUUCCAUAUACUUCUGCAGUUGGAAGUCUUAUGUAUGCACAAGUAUGUACGUGUCCGGAUAUUGCGUUCAUAGUUGGUGUGUUAGGCAGAUAUCUCAAUAAUCCUGGAAUGGAUCAUUGGAAAGCAACUAAAAGGGUGAUGAGAUACCUAAAGAAAACAAAGGAUUAUAUGCUCACAUAUAGGAGGUCAGACCAUUUGGAGAUCGUUGGGUAUUCUGACUCCGAUUUUGCGGGUUGCCCAGACAGUAGGAGGUCUACAUCUGGCUGCGUUUAUACAUUGGUUGGAGGAGCCAUUUCUUGGCGUAGUGCCAAACAGACACUUGUUACCAGCUCUACUAUGGAGGCUGAAUUUGUGGCAUAUUUUGAAGCAUCACAUUAG